CUGCUAGCUUGCGUCUGCUUGCAGUUUCUCAUACACAUGGAGAACACAACAUCGCCUCAAUCUUCAUGCAUCAGCCAGCCAGCGGCGGCGGUAGCGUCCAUAUCGGCCGGCGAGAGCAGCUGGGCGAUGCACUUUGCAAACUUCGUGGCAUCAACAGACAACAGACAGGAGAUGGAUCACCAAGGAGAAGCCUCUGACAGUGAUUUCUCCUCUGGCUUCUCUUCCUCAUUUGAUUCCUUGGGUGACGGCUCCGACACCGACUCCUUCCUCACGUCGGACCUCAUGGAUGAAGACGAUGAGGAUGAUUCUCUGCAGGACACUGCCUGUUCUUCCGCCGCUCGCCCUAAGGUAACCAGCAUGCAUGAUAUGUUCAUCAAGUCAAUUCUAACCAUGGAUGCAAAGGACAUGAACACCGCCCAGCUGGCCAAGUAUUUCCUCGAUGCGGGUUCAAGGCAGCAGGCGACUGGUGCGGCUCCAGAAGUGAUCAGCGGUGGAAAUAGCAACGAGAAGCAGCUGCAUGAGUUCAAUGAUCUGAGGAAGAAAGGGCUUUGCUUAGUCCCUCUCUCCAUGUUGAUAGAUUACCUAGGUUGAUUACCGUUCAUGUACUGUCAGAACGCUGGUUCAGUUAUAUACAAUAUAUAUAUAUAUAUAUAGUUCGUACAUCA
This is a messenger RNA of Triticum dicoccoides, 665 nucleotides long. RefSeq names its product vascular-related unknown protein 4-like. The coding region runs from base 37 to 591 and encodes 184 amino acids. The transcript is spliced from 3 exons. Lineage: Eukaryota; Viridiplantae; Streptophyta; Magnoliopsida; Poales; Poaceae. The record is from RefSeq and is a predicted model, not a curated record. Gene Ontology annotation, biological process: xylem development.